AUGGCAAUGGCUCGGGUUGCCGAGUGCGAGGUAUGCAAUGAGAAGGUGCCCCUGCCGGCUCGAUUUGAAGCUCCCUGCAGUGUGUCCUGCGGAAGGAUUUGCCACUUGGACUGCACCCGGGCAUACUUGCAGACCCAGAACGUCGCAUCCUUCGAGGACGGCGCCACCCGGUUGAUUGAUUGUCCUUGUGGCAAGGGUGUCUACGCUCCCUCCUGCGCUGUAUGUGGGUUGAGCUUGCUGCCACCAACUCCAGUGCUGCCGACCUGUCCACCGCCAUGUGGACGAGUCCUGGCGCACAAAUCAUGCAUUGCCACUGCUCGCAUAUUUGGUGCACAAAGAGACUGCCAACUAUGCAGGAAGCCGUGGAUGCUGUGA
Symbiodinium pilosum is the source of this 375-nucleotide messenger RNA. NCBI's taxonomy places the organism in Eukaryota, Dinophyceae, Suessiales, Symbiodiniaceae. The record is from the annotation of a GenBank genome assembly.